CUUGUUGGGUAUAGCGUGUUACUGCCCCUUGGAGUCAUAUUGAAUGGGGUGUCCCUCUUUGUGUUCCUGCGUUGGCUACGACCUCUCUCAGUGGUGGGAACUUUCCUGUGUAACCUGGCGCUCAGCGACCUCCUCUUCUCCCUGUCGCUGCCCCUGAGAAUAUACUACUAUGCCAACAACCACUGGCCCUUUGGUUCUUUCCUCUGUCGCCUCUCUGGAUCCAUCUUCCAUAUCAACAUGUACGGCAGCUGCCUCUUCCUCUUUUGUAUAAACGUGGAUCGCUACCUGGCCAUUGUGCACCCUUUGCGGUUCCGCCACCUACGAAGGCCCAGAGUUGCCCGGCUGACUUGUCUAUGUGUCUGGCUGGUGAUCAUCAGUGGUUCAGUGCCAGCUGCCAUGGUACAUGACUCAAAGGAUUGCUGGAAUGGACAUGAAUUUGUUCACCGCUGUUUUGAGGGUUUAAGUAGUUGGGAGGGCUUUUUGUUUCCAUUGCUGUUAGUCGCGGAGGUGAUUGGUUUUCUUUUGCCCCUUACUGCUGUAGUAUAUGGUUCCAGCCAUGUUUUCUUCGAGCUGUGCCGGGCAGCAGAAGGAGGCACAAAGAGGCAUCGCAAAACCAUCCGACUACUCGUCCUCAACCUUAGUAUCUUCUUGUUUUGUUUUGUUCCUUACAACUCAACUCUGGUUGGAUAUGGCCUUCUCCGGGCCGGCCUCGUACAGGACAGAUGGGACUCAAAAUCAACGUUAAAGAGAAUUAUUUCUAUUACCGUCCUACUAGCCAGCACCAACUGUGCACUUGACCCCUUAGUUUAUUAUUUUAGCACUGAGGGCUUCCAAAAGACAAUUAGUCAAAUUGUGCGCUCCAGUAAGUCUUCCAAGGGAAGAACAGCUCCAGCAGGAUUACAGAUGACAUUGUGGCUUCUGACCAUAAUCCAAAGGUGA
Molecule: messenger RNA, 939 nt
Organism: Staurois parvus
Lineage: Eukaryota; Metazoa; Chordata; Amphibia; Anura; Ranidae
Source: the annotation of a GenBank genome assembly